CAGGGAGGCUGAGGGGCCAGUGGGUACCCUCCUCACACAACACGCCGGCUCCUGCCACCUCCCCAGGUCUGAUGGUGGAGAAGCCAGGAACCUUCGCCCUGGCUGCCCCAGGGGAGGAUGUGAAAUUCCCCAGGUCUCAGCUGAGAUUGGGCUACAAAGGCCUUAUGUCCUGGUAUGCUUUGGAGGAAACUCACCAGGCCCCACCAUAGGAUCGCAGGAGCUACUUUGGCCUGACUCAACCAAUAUGGAGGAGGUGGCUGGGAAUGCCCCGUGCGAAUACUUUGAGGCCAACGUGCUUGCCCAGAGCAGCUGUCAAAAUUGCUUCUACCCUGAGGAGGCCCACAGUCCAAGGCACCAGGAGCCGGGGAGCCCUCCAAGUGCUGGGGUGCCUUACUGCGACCUGCCACGCCGCCUGCCUGCCUCUGAGGACCCUCCCCAUUCCUCGGCCUCCGGCUGCCAGUCCGUGGUGGGCCCGGGCCUUGGGCCAGGGCCUGAGAGGGGCCAGUCAGCAGGGUCCUCCGCAGAGGCCCCCGCAGAGGCCCCCACAGCCGCCCCUGGACACAGGAGCCAGGAGCCGGAGACAGUGCCCUAUCUGGGGGUUCUGGCCUCCUCCCUCGGAGGCAGCUUCGACGAAGGCCCUGAGUCUGGCACCAGCUCCAGCCCUGACUGCGACACCCCUGAUGAUACCAGCGACUCGUCCUCCGUGGACUGGGACACUGUUGAAAGGCCGGAGGAGGCCUGCAGUGGGGACGAGCUCACCGUGAUGAUCCCGAGGAAGCCCCAGGAAGGGCCAAGAGCUGACAGUGCCCGAAGGGCUCCAUCUCUCCUCACCCGGUCCCCUGUGGGAGGGGAUACCGCAGGCCAGAGAAAGGAAGACACCUGCAGUGGGAGCCGAAGCGCUGGACAGCACUGGGCGAAGCUCCGGGGAGAGAGUGGGUACUUCUUGGAGCGGCACCGGUCGGCACUAACCCCGGCUUCCUGUGAGACACCGCAGGGCGGACCUCGCAGUGCCACCCCCCAGGCUUCCUCUCUUCAUUGUUCUGCCCAGAGGGAUGUUGCUCACACUGCUUCCACACAGUUCGAUACCCCCCAAGCCUCCUCUCCCACACAAAUUGCCCAGCGGGACAAACCCAAAACCUCAUCCACCCAACAGGACAUGCCCAGGACCUCUCUCACACAGCACAACACCCUCAGAGCAUCCUCUCCCUCAAGAAUCGCCCAACGGGAUAACCCCAGAACCUCCUUCGUCCAACGAAACAGUCCUCGAGUUUCCUCUCCCACCAGAGCCACCCGACAAGACAACUCUAGAACCUCUUCUAUUCAACAGGACAACCCUCAGACUUCUUUUCCCACAUGUAUUCCCCAGAGGGACAACCCCAGAGCCUCCUCUCCCAAUAGAACCAUCCAACGGAGCAACCCUAGAACAUCCUGUGCCCAACUGGACAAUCCCAGAGCCCCCUCUCCCAACAGAGCCACCCAGCGGGACAACUCCAGAACCUCCUGUGCCCAACGGGACAAUCCUAGAGUCCUCUCUCCCAACAGAAACACCCAACGGGACAACUCCAGAACAUCCUGUGCCCAACGGGACAAUCUCAGAGCCCCCUCUCCCAACAGAACCACCCAACGGGACAACUCCAGAACAUCCUGUGCCCAACGGGACAAUCCCAGGGUCCCCUCUCCCAACAGAACCACCCAGCGGGACAGCUCCAGAACAUCCUGUGCCCAACGGGACAAUCCCAGGGCCCCCUCUCCCAACAGAACCACCCAGCGGGACAGCUCCAGAACAUCCUGUGCCCAACGGGACAAUCCCAGGGCCCCCUCUCCCAACAGAACCACCCAGCGGGACAACUCCAGAACAUCCUGUGCCCAACGGGACAGUCCCAGAGCCCCCUCUCCCAACAGAACCAUCCAGCGGGACAAUCCCAGAGCCCCCUCUCCUAACAGAACCAUCCAACGGGACAAUCCCAGAGCCCCCUCUCCCAACAGAACCAUCCAGCGGGACAAUCUCAGAGCCCCAUCUCCCAACAGAGCCACCCAGCGGGACAACUCCAGAACAUCCUGUGCCCAGCGGGACAAUCCCAGAGCCCCCUCUCCCAACAGAACCACCCAGCGGGACAACCCCAGAGCUUCUUGUAUUCAACAGAACAUCCCCAGAACCUCUUCUACCCAACGGGACAACCCUAAAACCUGUUACAUGCAAUGGAAUAACCUUAGAACCUCUUAUACUCAACGAGACAAUCCACAGUCUUCCUCUCGGCGGGACAACCCUAGAACUCCCUCCCCUCGAUGCUGCACACAACGGGACCAUCCCAGGAAUUCUCCCCAUCGUACUAACAAAGAUAUUCCCUGGGCCUCCUUUCCUCUCCGCCCGACCCAGACUGAAGGCCCCCGAACCUCUUCCCCAUCUCGCUCCAAGCAAAGUGAAGUUCCCUGGGCCUCCAUUGCCCUUCGGCCAACCCAAGGGGACAGGCCUCCUCAGACCUCAUCUCCUACUAGGCCAACUCAGCGCGACCCACCUCUCUCCUCCGGAUCUCCUCGACACAACUCACCAUCUCCAGCCGCUUCCUCCUCCCGUAACCCGGGCCCUCACAGUGCCUCUCGGACUUCUUCACCUCUGUACCCUGCUACCCGCGGGGCACCCCAGACCUCUUCUGAGCCCUCCCAGCCUCCAUGUUCUGUGUGUAUUGGGCAUCGGGAUGCCCCUCGAGCUUCUUCACCUCCUCGCUAUUUGCAACAUGACCCCUUCCCCUUCUUCCCAGACCCCCACGCACCUGAGAGUGAAUCGCCCCACCAUAAUCCCCCCUAUAUACCUCCACCCGUGUGCAUUGGACACCGGGAUGCCCCCCGGGCUUCUUCACCCCCCCGCCACACCCAGUUUGACCCCUUCCCCUUCCUCCCAGACACAUCAGAUGCUGAGACUCAGUCCCCCCAGCAUGACCCUCCUCAGUUCCCCCCACCUGUGUGUAUUGGGUACCGUGAUGCACCCAGGGCCUCCUCCCCGCCGCGCCAGCCCCCAGAGCCCUCCCUGUUAUUCCAGGAUCUUCCCAGGGCUAGCACUGAGAGCCUUGUCCCCUCCACACUCUCUCUGCACGAGCAGCCCCACAUGCCCACCCCCGUGUGUAUUGGGCACCGGGAUGCACCCUCCUUCUCGUCCCCACCACGCCAGGCCCCUGAGCCCUCCCUCUUCUUUCAGGAUCUCCCAGGGACUAGUAUGGAGAGCCUGGCCCCCUCCACUGACUCUCGGCAUGGCUCCCCAAUGCUGCCCCCCCAAGUGUGCAUCGGGCACCGGGAUGCACCUAGAGCCUCCUCCCCACCCCGCCACCCCCCCAGUGACCUAGCACUCCUGGAACCCUCACCUCCGCCAGGCAGCUCGGGGGGCUCCCGGGGCUCAGCAGCCCCUGGGGAGACCAGGCACAACUUGGAGAGGGAAGAGUACACCGUGCUGGCUGACCUGCCCCCACCCAGGAGGCUGGCGCAGAGGGAGCCAGGGCCCCAGUGCAGCAACGGGGGCCGCACCCGCAGCCCUGGCCGAGCAGAGGUGGAGCGCCUCUUCGGGCAAGAGCGCAGGAAGUCCGAGGCACCAGGGGCUUUCCAGGCCCGGGACGAGGGGCAGUCGCAGCGGCCCAGCCAAGGUCAGAACCACCUUCUCCGAAGACAGCCCAGCCCUGCCCUCAGCAGGGAGGUAACCAAGUCCCUUGCGAAGCAGGCAGAACCGGCCCGGAGGAGCCAAGCAGAGCCCCCUCAUCCCAGGAGCCCCGAGAGGCGGCCUGAAGGGGACCGGCAGCUCCAGGGGUCCUCGCUGCCCCCAAGGACAUCAGCCAGGGCCCCUGAGAGGGAGCGGCGGACAGAGAGACCUCUGGAAAGUGGCCAGGCGGGCCCAAGACAGCCUCUGGGGGGGUGGCAGAGUCUGGAGGAGCCUCCAGGAACUCAGGGCCCUCACAGACAUCUGGAGAGAGGGUGCGACAGCCUGCAGGAGGGCCCAGGCCUGGGGGGCUGGCAAGGACUUGGGGGGCCCUGCCGGGGGGUUGCCAGAGCCCCAGAGGGAACUUGGAGGGGCCCUCUCAGGGAGUCUGAGGAGAGCUGGGGGCAGCUGGGUGGCCCCACCGGCCACAGGGGGCAGGCAGAGGCCUGGGAGGAGCCCCCUAGUAAUGGGUUGCGGGAGUCCCCCGACAGGUCAGCUCAGAGAGGCUGGGGCGGCCUGCAGGAGCUGCCCAGUGCUCACCAGCCUAAGAGCCCCCCAGAGAACUCCAGGAUAGGCCCAGCAGAGUUCUUGAAAUCCCAAAGGCCUGAGACACCCACCACCAUGGGCUGGGGGGCUGAGGGAAUGUGCCCACACCUGCACAGCCCUGAGAGGCGACGCGAGCUCGAUGGGAGGGACCUCGUGGGCCUUCUCGGGGCGCCCAGAGAAGGGGCCUCGGCCCGCACGGAGGAGUUGAUGCUCACCUCCCACCUUCCCAGGUUGGACUGGGAAGGCCUCCUGGAGCUCCUGCAGGCCCAGCUGCCCUGCAAGGACCCAGCUGGACACUGGGGUACCCCGGCCCCGGCUUCAGGGCCAGAGGUGGGUUCCCCAGGCACAAACGGUGCCCCAGAGCUAGAGCAACAGGGCCAGCCUGACGGCUGGGAGGAGUCCACACUGGUCAAUGGACAGAGCGCUGGGCAGUGGCCCCAGAGCUCUGCCCAGCCACCCAGCCCUGCCUGCACCGCCACCCAGUGGCCAAAGACCAAAGUGACGAGUGGACCAGAGACCUCGGCUAAGGCUGGUCUGGAGGAGUUGGGCCCUCUGGGAAACAGGAGCCCUGCAGAGGGUCCCAGCUUGCCAGACUGGGAGUUCCAAUCAGAGGAGCCUGAGGAUUCAGAACCAAGCAAAGGCCAAGACUCACUGACCGACCAGAAGCAGGCCGACUCGGCAGACAAGAGGCCAGCGGAGGGCAAGUCUGGGAGCCCACUCAAGGGCCGACUGGUGACCUCAUGGCGGAUGCCCGGGGACCGUCCCACGCUGUUCAAUCCGUUCCUGCUGUCUCUGGGGGUCCUCAGGUGGCAAAGGCCCGAUCUGCUCAACUUCAAGAAGGGAUGGAUGUCAAUCUUGGAUGAGCCUGGAGAGUGGAAGAAGCAUUGGUUUGUGCUGACAGAUUCAAGCCUUAAGUACUACAGGGACUCCACCGCUGAGGAGGCCGACGAGCUGGAUGGCGAGAUUGACCUGCGCUCCUGUACAGACGUCACUGAGUAUGCGGUGCAGCGAAACUAUGGCUUCCAGAUCCAUACCAAGGAUGCUAUCUAUACCUUGUCGGCCAUGACCUCGGGUAUCCGGCGAAACUGGAUCGAGGCUCUGAGGAAGACCGUGCGACCCACCUCUGCCCCGGAUGUCACCAAGCUCUCGGACUGCAACAAGGAGAACACGCUGCACGGCUGCAGCACCCAGAAGGGCUCCCUGAAGGCCGGGGAGCAGCGGGGGGGCUCUGAGGUCAUCGGUCGGGGCAGCCCGAGGAAGGCGGAUGGGCAGCGGCCGUCCCUGGACUACGUGGAGCUCUCCCCGCUGACGCAGGGCUCCCCGCAGCGGGUCCGCGGCCCGGCCCGCACCCUCGACCGCCCGGCCAAGCAGGAGGAGCUCGAGCGGGACCUGGCCCAGCGCUCCGAGGAGCGACGCAGGUGGUUUGAGGCCACAGACAGCCGGCCCCCGGAGACCGCAGCUGGUGAGGGGCCGCGCCGGGGCCUGGGUGCCCCGCUGACGGAGGACCAGCAGAGCCGGCUCAGUGAGGAGAUUGAGAAGAAGUGGCAGGAGCUGGAGAAGCUGCCCCUGCGGGAGAACAAGCGGGUGCCUCUCACCGCCCUGCUCAACCAAAGCCGCGGGGAGCGCCGGGGGCCUCCGGGUGAUAGCCACGAGGCCCUGGAGAAGGAGGUCCAGUCUCUUCGUGCUCAGCUGGAGGCAUGGCGUCUUCAGGGAGAGGCUCCUCAGGGUGCACCCAGGUCCCAGGAGGACAGCCACGUCCCCCCGGGCUACAUCUCGCAGGAAGCGUGCGAGCGCAGCCUGGCCGAGAUGGAGUCCUCACACCAGCAGGUGAUGGAGGGGCUGCAGAGGCACCACGAGCGUGAGCUGCAGCGGCUGCAGCAGGAGAAGGAGUGGCUCCUCGCCGAGGAGACGGCGGCCACGGCCUCAGCCAUUGAAGCCAUGAAGAAGGCCUACCAGGAGGAGCUGAGCCGGGAACUGAGCAAGACACGGAGUCUCCCACAGGGCCCCGAUGGCCUUCGCAAGCAGCACCAGUCAGACGUGGCGGCGCUGAAGCGGGAGCUGCAGGUGCUGUCGGAGCAGUACUCGCAAAAGUGCCUGGAGAUCGGGGCCCUGACGCGGCAGGCCGAGGAGCGGGAACACACGCUGCGGCGCUGCCAGCAGGAGGGCCAGGAGCUGCUGCGCCACAACCAGGAGCUGCACGCCCGCCUGUCAGAGGAGAUCGACCGGCUGCGUGGCUUCAUUGCCUCACAGGGCACGGGAGAUGGCUGUGGGCGCGGCAGCGAGCGGAGCUCCUGUGAGCUGGAGGUGUUGCUUCGAGUGAAGGAGAAUGAGCUCCAGUACCUGAAGAAGGAGGUGCAGUGUCUCCGGGAUGAGCUGCAGAUGCUACAGAAGGACAAGCGCUUCACCUCGGGGAAGUACCAGGAUGUGUAUGUGGAGCUGAACCACAUCAAGACCCGGUCGGAGCGGGAGAUCGAGCAGCUGAAGGAGCACCUGCGCCUCGCCAUGGCUGCCCUGCAGGAGAAGGAAUCCAUGCGCAACAGCCUGGCCGAGUAGAGGUCCUGGUGGCCCAGCCCCGCGGCAGACCGUCCCCCGGCCUGAGGGGGCCAGUCAGUCGCCCUCCUUCCUGCUGGAUGGAAGUCAGAAGCCAAGCUUUCUCCCCACCCUCUGUGGGCCGCACGUGCACUCAUACCCACCACACACAGACACACGCACACACGCGCGUGCGCGCGCGCACACACACACACACACACACACACACACUCUGCGUAUCUGAGCGCGCCCUUCGCACUGGGUCUUACCUUGCACCUUCUUCAGGAUUUUAUAUGUGAAGAGAUUUUUAUAUAGAUUUUUUUCCCUUUUUUUUUCCCCCCAAAAACACUUUAUACUUUGAAGAAAGCAAUUCCUGGUGGCCAUGUGCCUCCAUCACGGGCUCCUCCUCUGGCUCUAGCCCCCUGCUCGGGCUUCUGGGCCCGUGGCCCUGCCCCAGGGGUCUAGCCGAGGCCCAGCAGCAGCCGGCGCAGAGCAGACUCCGGUGGGAGAGGCGGGGAGCCAGCCACUCUCUUCCUUCCGUACCUCCCACUACCUACUUCCUGCCCUGAGGCGACCCACACCUUGGGACUCUGGACAGAGGGACAGACGGGCAGAGGGAGCCAGCAGCUGUCCCUAAGGCCUCGCCUCCUCCUCCUCCGAGGGGGUGCUGGACAUGGAAACGCUGGAGCCGCCCCAUGAAGGCUUCUCUCCUGCUCCAUGAGCCUUCUUAACUUAAUAAAAUGUUCCCGCAG
This is a messenger RNA of Zalophus californianus (California sea lion), 7509 nucleotides long. It is a transcript of the gene TRIOBP, whose product is annotated as TRIO and F-actin binding protein. Gene Ontology annotation, molecular function: actin filament binding. Gene Ontology annotation, biological process: positive regulation of substrate adhesion-dependent cell spreading; actin filament organization. Gene Ontology annotation, cellular component: actin cytoskeleton. The record is from RefSeq and is a predicted model, not a curated record. Lineage: Eukaryota; Metazoa; Chordata; Mammalia; Carnivora; Otariidae. The transcript is spliced from 23 exons. The coding region runs from base 245 to 6781 and encodes 2178 amino acids.